AUGACGUCACCAACGAUCGGCAUCUUUCAGUUUCUCACAUCAAAACCCUUCAGCGAAGCACUCUGGCUGGCAUUAUUAUACUGGACACUCCUGCACUCCCCAAACAAGUGUAGCAUUUUAACCAAAGCAGACCUGCAAGAACUAGAGAAGAUCAACGCCUGGGUCAUCACCCACAGCUCUCCCUGCAGUGCCACCUGUGGGCUGGGCCUCCGCACCCAGGAGCUCUGCCCUAUCGGGGGGACCGCAAGCAUAUCCACCACCACCUGCAAGAUGAGGACUGUCCGCUGCCUAGACACCUGGCAGUGUGGACUGAAGACCCAAACAGCGAUUUCCGGUCACAAGCUCGUUCUUGACUGUUUAGAAGAAGUGAUGGAUGCCAUGGGCCGCUUUGCCUUUGUGGUGUCUUGGCGUUUCGCCCGUGGAGUGAUCACCUCUGAUGAUUCUCUGUUUACCCGCUAUGAAGCUCUGAGUUUGGAUAAGGUGGUCCUAGACCCUUUGAGAGAGGAGGAUUCUGGGACAUAUCGCUGUGAUGUACUGGAUACUGGUAGACACAGAGUAAAGAGAAUGUAUAAAGGGGUGAGGGUGAUCUCUCCCAACAUGCUGAAUUUGGACUUUGCUAAAGGUCUGAAUCAAUGGGAAAAACCCGAGAGCCUGUGGCCAAACAUCACCACCAUCACCACAGGAAAACUGUAUCCGAGCAGCACUCUCCGAAACAUGGUGCUGGUUAGCGUGUCUAUAUGUGUUGCACUGAUAGCGGUCAUCUUUCUACCCUUGUGGGCUUUUAACCGGAAAAUGCCCAAAGCAGCAGCUCAACCUUUCCAUGACAAUUUAUAA
This is a messenger RNA of Triplophysa rosa, 834 nucleotides long. It is a transcript of the gene tmem81, whose product is annotated as transmembrane protein 81. The record is from RefSeq and is a predicted model, not a curated record. NCBI's taxonomy places the organism in Eukaryota, Metazoa, Chordata, Actinopteri, Cypriniformes, Nemacheilidae. The transcript is spliced from 2 exons. The coding region runs from base 1 to 834 and encodes 277 amino acids.